GAUAUUUUAAGUCAGUGAGGAUAUUUAAUUUUUAUUGCGCGUACAAGUUUUGGAACUGCGUAUUUCCUUUUGCUUAUUGAUAUAAUAAAUAAUGGCUGACAUUAAAGACGAUUGGUCAGAUUGGAAUCCCAUAGCUCAGCACUAUUUUGAAGAGACUUCAAACAAAUAUGAAAAGGUCAUGGAAGCGCCAGCAAAAGAUAAUGAUAACCUCGCUCGGCUCACAAAACAAUUACAAUAUCCAUAUUUGGUUAUCAAAAAGAAAAAUCAAUUUAUAACGGAGAAUUUGUUGAGAAAUUAUUUUGGCGACAUUAUCUAUGAAAUUGAAUAUCGCUCAGUACCACGCGAGUUUCACGUUUAUUUUCAUAAUAUUGGAUCUCUUGAGGCAGCCUGGACUAAGAUUCAUCAGUUUCCAAAUAUUGUGCAUUGCGUUGAUGGCCGUGGACAACAAAGUAACUCAUUUAACACCGCCCUGCUGAAAGAGAGCGAAGUAAAAACUGUGGCUCAGCUGCCGCCAUCUUCAUGUGAGCCAAAUUCUGUGAACUUAGAAUCUCGCACGAUUCAACUAUCGGCGAACAAGAAAAAACAUCCGGAAUUCUUUAAGUCACCCAUUGUUAUCAAAUCUGACUAUAGUAAUAAAAGCUCUCAGUUGGCCGCCAACGAUGAGAACUUUCGCUAUUUGAAUGUUAAAUAUGAGUUUAUGCUGGAGCGACAUGGAGCCUAUAACUUGGAAGAGACCAUUGAAAAGGGUCAAGCUGUGCUACACUUUCGAUCCGGUCGUUCAAUAGUUACCCCCAAAAACCAGCUUGAAGCUAAGCCAACCCAUUUUGAGCUUCAGCUGGAGAAGCUGGCAAAGAAGUGCUUUUCAUGCAAAUGCUACACGGACAACAGUUGCAAAUUCUGUCAGAUGCCCUUCUGUAAUACUAUCUGCUUCGACGCGCUGGCCGCUGUGCACAAGGAGAGCUGUAACAAGGGCAGCCCGCCCGUAAUUGACGAUACCAUUAUUUCCAAAUUUACAAAGCUAAAAUUGCCACCCUCUGGUUCCAACGUUAAAAUCUCUGCCUUUGAGCAAAGCAAUGUUUUAUACGUGCGCUCAGCAGAAAUUGUAGCUGAGAUUGCCUACUAUAAAGUGCUGUCAGAUGUGAUGUUCCGCGGUAAAGUGGCACCCAAACUGAUGCGGUUGCCACAUUGUGGUCAAAUAGUGAUCCACAAAUCUAGUAUACAGACUGUGCGGGCUAUGGUGCUGAAUGUCGACAAUCCGCAGGCCAUUUAUGUGGUGUGUGUCGAUUAUGGCAAUAUAGAGGUUACAGCGCUUGACACACUAUACGAGUGCAGUGACUAUUUGGCGGGUUUGCCGCGCUAUGUUGUGCCUGUUCUGCUUCGCGGCGUGCCCAGGCGCUUCAUGUCUCCCAAUCUGCGCAGCAUGCUAUAUGAGCUAGACCACACGUAUACAUUUGUGCUGAAGUACUCGGAGCGUGAAUUUGACCCUGACAAGGGCAUGCAGCGCGUCAUUCUUAUUGAAAGUGAACUUAAUCGCAGCUUAAAUCGAUUGAUUAAGACAAUUGUAACUCCAGUGGAGCCCUCGAUCUCAGAAAUUGGCUGUAAAGAAGACUUUCUGCAGCAUGUGCAUUUGCCUACAGGCAAGAAUAUCGAACUGGUUGUCAUGGACAACACGUUCAUUAAAUUUGGUGUCAUUCACUGCACAAUUCUGGAUUACGCAUACGAAAUAACUGAAAUGCAGCGUGAUAUGCAGUUCUAUGGCGAUUCCAUAGCCAAAUGUGAAUUCUUUGCAGCGUCUAAGAAUGACCUUUGUAUUGCCAAAUACCAAGACAAAUGGUGCCGAGGGGUGUGCAUGGAACUAGUGGGCGAUGGUCAUCCAAGCAUCUUGUUUAUUGACUACGGCAACAUUGCAGCAAUCCAUGUGAACGACAUACGUCCAUAUCCGCCACAAUUCACAUUUCCUAUCUUAACUACUGAAUAUGAUCUGCUGGAUAUGCCCGUUGAUAUAACCGAGGAGCAAUUGACACGUCUUGAAAAACAUUUGGCUAUUGGAGCCAUUAUCAACUGCGAUGAGGUUAUUUACAAUGAAGUCGAUAAUAACUACUCACUGCGCCUAGACGCUGUUCAAAAGCUUACGAUGUAAUAAUUAUGCCAAGAUCUAUAUCUAUAUAUACAUAUACCAUCUUGUCUUAACCAAA
This is a messenger RNA of Drosophila hydei, 2195 nucleotides long. RefSeq names its product protein vreteno. Bases 92 to 2140 code for a protein of 682 amino acids. The record is from RefSeq and is a predicted model, not a curated record. NCBI's taxonomy places the organism in Eukaryota, Metazoa, Arthropoda, Insecta, Diptera, Drosophilidae. Gene Ontology annotation, biological process: spermatogenesis. The transcript has 5 exons.